CUUCCCACGCCUGCGGCCCGAUGACUUUGAGCGGCGGCGCCACGGCUGCGGACCUGGUGCGCCCGCGCGUCGGCCGAGUGCACGCACAGCCAUGGGGAUCCUCCGCGGCCUGCGCCUGGUGGCCGGAAAUUGUUUUAGGCUGUAUGAAAGAAAUGCGUCUUCGUCUCUAAGGUACACCAGAAAUUCGGAUUUGAAGGCAAUAAAUGGAUUUUGUACCAAACCACAAGAAAGUCCCAAAACUACAACCCACACAUACAGCCAUCGAGUGCCCUUACACAAACCCACGGACUGGGAGAAGAAGAUCCUGAUAUGGUCAGGGCGCUUCAAAAAGGAGGAAGAAAUCCCAGAGACGAUCUCGUUCGAGAUGCUUGAUGCUGCGAAGAACAAGGUCCGGGUGAAGGUCAGCUACAUAAUGAUCGCCCUCACAGUGGUGGGGUGUAUCCUGAUGGUCAUCGAGGGCAAGAAGGCUGCUAAGAGAAACGAGUCUUUAACCAGCUUGAACUUAGAAAAGAAAGCUCGUCUGAGAGAGGAAGCAGCUAUGAUGAAGGCCAAGGCAGAGUAGAAGGAUCUAGAUUUCAGUCCAGGAAUAUGCAGCAACAACAAGCCUGUAUUAAACGGAGGAUGUGGUGUGAGAUUUACACCACAAACAUGUUUUGCACAAACUUAAUGCCAUUUCCUUCUUUCCGCUGUGGAGAAAUAAAUUGUCUUCAAGAAGAAUGAA
Messenger RNA from Jaculus jaculus (lesser Egyptian jerboa), 721 nucleotides. RefSeq names its product family with sequence similarity 162 member A (gene Fam162a). Gene Ontology annotation, cellular component: mitochondrion. The coding region runs from base 92 to 562 and encodes 156 amino acids. Lineage: Eukaryota; Metazoa; Chordata; Mammalia; Rodentia; Dipodidae. Gene Ontology annotation, biological process: positive regulation of release of cytochrome c from mitochondria; cellular response to hypoxia; neuron apoptotic process. The record is from RefSeq and is a predicted model, not a curated record. The transcript has 5 exons.